AUGUCUGGGUCUGUCCACAAACAGACUCCGAAAACUCGCAACACUCGGCAACAACAAACACACGGCCUCGAACGCCCAAAGCCACUUAAAAUGAUAGAGAAGGACAAGUUGGAAGAGGGCUCUUCCCCAACAACCCCAAUCGACUCGUCUACUCCUGUCAACGUUGGUUCUGACGUGCAACGGUCUGGAAGUAUUAAAAAGGGUUUAAAGACGACAGUGAUGAAAAAGUCACAAGUCACACAAAAGUCGCCCAACCCAAUUCAGCCAAAGGAAGUCGUUGAAAAACCUGAACGUACUGAACAAGGAGUUAAACCCGAAAUCACUGAAAGCUUACAAGAAAACAUAGAAGACGACUGGCAAGACUCCAAAACAGGAAAAUCGGGAAAACAUAACCAAAAACGGAAGAACAAAAAGACUCAGAAAAGAAGCAAGAUAUCUAAAGAACAUGAUACUGUUCUGGAUGAGUCUCCAGUCGAUGUUAGUGCAGUUGACACUACACCCAUUUCAAAUACCUCAGACUCAAAACAAAAUGAAGAGAAAGAAUCAAUUGAAACGGAUGAAACCGUCAAAACCCAAGAAACAGUCGAAAAGGUACCUAUGGAAGAACCAAAUAAUGAGAAGGAAACGCUUAACAACGAAGUUCAAGAAUCACAAAUUCCCCCACAAGUCGAUGAAUGGCAGUCGACAAAAAGUUCGAAGAAGAAAGCAAAGAAGAGUUCAACCCCGGCAAAAACAAAGACACACAAAAAACACAAGAAAAGUGCAACAACGUCUGUCACCGAGUCGAGUGAAUCACACGACGAAGAAGUUCAAACACCAGUUCAACCACAACUGAUCCCUCCACAACCCACUCAAGAGCCUCUUGAGGUCGCCGAAACAACUGAUACACAACAAGAAAAGGAUGAAGACGAAACACAAGUGGGAUGUAUAUUGCCAAUGACGACGAAAUCAGUCACGCCACAUCCACUCCAUAUGCGGUAUGGUAUUGAAGAGAUGAAAGGGUUACAAAUACCAAAUUUACAAAUCAAAAAUGCGAUGGUUGGGGUCUUUGAACGUUUUGCGCGAAAAGAAGAGGACCAAUGUAAGAAAAAUAAGAACUUUUUCAUCGACCGUAAGACGGCUAUUUAUCGCCAAGCGUUCAACCAACUUACCGACAAGACUUUAGUUACCGUUGCAGACAUGAUGGUUCUACAAAUUAGAACUCGCGAAGACUUAGAAACGAUGUUGUCGAUAUUGUUUAAUAAUGCUAUUAAUGAGAGGAAGUAUGUCAAACUGUAUGUCCAGUUCUUUAUAUACAUUCGUAGUUUGAUGCAGAGAGACCCACAAAAGGUUGCAUUCUCGAGUGACAUGAUUGUUAUUCUCCUCGACAAGGCAGAACACCAAUUUAAUAACCCGCCCGUGCCACAACUUGAAGUCCAAGGAGAAACACCGGAACAAAGAGUCCAACGAGAGGAGAAGAACAACAAUGAGGUCUUUGAAUAUUUGGGCACAGUAUAUCUUGUGAGUUAUUUAUAUACUGAGAAGACUGUUAUUCCCGAUCUGGUGUUACAGUGCUUUGAUGUUCUCAGUAAAGUGAAAGGAACACUUCCGAUAAAAGCGUUUAAAACAAUGGUCAACGAAACACACGACCAAUUGGUGAAGGACGGAGUUGGACUUGAAAAGGUCAAAAAUCUUAUUAAAGAAAUGCUGAAGCGGGAGGGUUUGACAUUCAUGGAGAAAGUGCUAUUGGACACAUCACUCGAGGUGAUUGAAGGCAAACCCUUGGCGAAGAUUGAAAGUCCACAUGUGAAUGUUGUCAAUGUAGUCGACCAGAUUAAGAAAGGGGAAAUCACGAGUGCUAAAUUUAUUGAGGAAGUAGCUAAGAAGAGUGCGAGUGAUAUUGGAUUGAUAAUAGAAGGUGUCAUGGACGUGAUGGAUAAUGGAUAUUCCGAAGACUUGGAGAAGGUACUACUGAGCGCCGACUUCAUCAAAAAAAUUGGAAAGUCGUGGAACGAUGUCAUUAACACGAUGAAAGCAUUCCAAAUGAAAGAACGUGGGGGGCUCGAGUUAUUUGGGAAAUUGUUGGGGUGUUUGUUUAUUAAAAAAUACAUUGACUUAUCCGUCAUAAUCGACAAAGCUUUGCAGACGAAAGAAGAAGCCAUUUCUAUUGUAGGCAAGGUAAAGAGUCCACUCUUUUUAUUAGUCAUUGCGUUGAAUCAAAUAUUGAGCUCUGUAUCUCCAAGAACUGUAUUAAAUUUGCUUGGAAAAAACUCUAAAAAUCUCAACCAUUUGGUGAGCAAAAAUGAAGAUAUAGUUGAGGUGGUCUAUCACUCUGCAUUAGUCAUUGCAAGUGGAUCUGAAGACGAAGUUGUCGAAGGUAACGAAGAGAAAACAAUGAAAAUUGGGGAGUUAUUCAUUAGCAUAACACAUCCUGAUAUUGUAAGUCGUGUAUUAAACAGGGUUUGGGUGAAUUGCAAAGAAAAGAAGACUCUUGAAGUUAAGAAGAGCAUACAGUUAAUGAAUAAAAAAAAGUGA
Messenger RNA from Entamoeba invadens IP1, 2514 nucleotides. RefSeq lists its product as hypothetical. Lineage: Eukaryota; Evosea; Mastigamoebida; Endamoebidae. The transcript has a single exon. The coding region runs from base 1 to 2514 and encodes 837 amino acids. The record is from RefSeq and is a predicted model, not a curated record.